GCCAUCCCGAUUUCUUGAGGCAACUGAUAAAAGUUAUGCAGAUCGAGACGUUCUUCAAAGAUGACAUGAUCUGUCAGCAGGGCGAUAUUAACGAAACUAUCUACUUCGUUCAUCAAGGCACCGUUGAUGUUCUAUUCUUGACUGAAACUGAAGAGAUCAAGGUUGAUCAGUUGGAGGAAUUGGAUUGCUUCGGAAUUAUACAGGGUUUGUUCCCGAAAACUCCUCACACUCAUUCCUUCAGGGCCACCACAGUCACCGUUCUUAUUACGUUAAAGCUCGGCGACUGGUACAUGAUGCUUCAAUUCUUUCCUGCAUCCAAGUUCUAUAUUUACGAUAAGAUGUCGGCUAUGCAUUGAUAUUUGGUAAUAAAUA
Molecule: messenger RNA, 372 nt
Organism: Nicrophorus vespilloides
Lineage: Eukaryota; Metazoa; Arthropoda; Insecta; Coleoptera; Silphidae
Exons: 2
Coding region: 36-356 (106 amino acids)
Source: RefSeq, a predicted model, not a curated record